Messenger RNA from Saxophila tyrrhenica, 816 nucleotides. RefSeq lists its product as uncharacterized. Gene Ontology annotation, molecular function: DNA binding; zinc ion binding. The record is from RefSeq and is a predicted model, not a curated record. Lineage: Eukaryota; Fungi; Ascomycota; Dothideomycetes; Mycosphaerellales; Extremaceae. The transcript is spliced from 5 exons. The coding region runs from base 1 to 816 and encodes 271 amino acids.
AUGUCAUCCGCUUCCGCGGUGUAUCGCGUCGAAAUCGCUAAAACCGGCCGCGCUGGUUGCCAGGCCACGCAGUGUAAGAAGGAAUCCGAGAAGAUCCCGAAAGGCGAGCUGCGGCACGGUGUGCAGGUGACGAUCCGAGAACACACCUCGUUCAUGUGGCGCCACUGGGGAUGUGUCACACCUCGCAUCAUUCACAACUGGGCGGAGAUCUCUGACAUGGACAUGGAGAUGAUUGACGGCUACGAGGUCCUGCCUCCCGAUUGCCAGGAGAAGGUGAAGCGGGCGCUGGAGCAGGGGCAUGUCGACGAUGACGACUGGAAGGGGGACAUCGAGUGCAAUCGUCUCGAUCCGGCCAAACCGCAGCAAGGCAUGUUCGUCAAGACGCCAAAGAAGAAGAAGGCCAAGAAGGAUGAGAGCGAUCCAGAGGAGGACUACCCCGAGGACUCUCCAAUCAAGAAGAAGGCUUCUAAGAAGCGUGGCCGCGCGCAGGACGAUGAAGACGAUGAGGAAGAAGCGGAGACCAAACCUGCGCCAAAGAAGGCGAAGGGCAGAGGCAAGAAGGCAGCUGCAGAGACUGUCAAACAGGAGGACGAUGAAGCAGCACCGGCCAAGAAGACCAGAGCGCCCAGGAAGGCCGCUAAACCAGUGGAAAAGGCCUCGUCUGAAACAGAGGCGGGCGACGACCCUCCUCCCACCAAGAAGUCCAAAGCAAAGAAGGCGGCACCAAAGGCGGCACCUGCGAGGGACGAGGAUGUCGAGGAGAAGCCCAAGAAGCGCAGGGGCAGGCCGAAGAAGGCUGUCAGCGAAGACGACUGA